Molecule: messenger RNA, 633 nt
Organism: Symbiodinium sp. CCMP2592
Lineage: Eukaryota; Dinophyceae; Suessiales; Symbiodiniaceae
Source: the annotation of a GenBank genome assembly
AUGAUGGCAGAGAGGGCGGACGUGCACAUUGCACCAUCAUCAUCCAUGCCAAAUCUGCUCCCAGCUGGGGCGAGUCGUCUUCCUGCUGGUGCUCGCUGGGUAGCCGCCCGUGGCAGCGGCCAGUUUCAUUUUCUCAAUGCAGACCAUGUGAUCCAUGACAAACAGCAUGAGGCUUCGCAGCAGGCGAUGUGGAACCAGCGCCGCUCUCUCCAGGAAGAAAACAGGCAAAGAAGCAGUCGACUUUUGGAUCAUUUCUCGGACGAUUUGUCACAGACGACGCAAGAGAAGUUGCUGGCCGUUCGAUCUGCAACAUAUGACAUCAACGGCAAGGUGUUCGCCGCUGGUAAACAACCUACUGCGCCGCCCAAACAGAGCGACCGGGGGCACUGGUUGACACAGGUCAACGGUUUAACCAACCGCUACAAUAUUAUCAAUGGCAUGUCGAUGAACCCUUCAAUUGCUCGCCAUCGUGAUGCAGAGCUGCAAAGGCUUUCGCAAACGUUGUCCGGACUUCCCGCCGGAAAUGUCCAACCUUUGCGUGAUGUGGCUUGUUACGACAUUCCGGGCUUUGUGCCGCUCAGGCAACGACAUCUGCCGGGAGAGGUCGAGCGAACGUACACUUUGAAUAGCUGA